UAGCAGCUGAGGCCUCACAUUCUCUGUUGUCUCAAAAAAAAAAAAAAAAAGUGCUCUUCAAUGUCAGUGUAAGAGACCAAUCAUUCCACGCCACCUCACCCCACUACCUCCUGUAAAGCACGAACACCCCCAACAGUCUUAGCAUCUCUCUCUCUCUCUCUCUCUCUCUCUGUGUUCGUUUCUCUCUCUCUCCCCCAAAACUAAGUCCUCAGCAUCAAGAAAACCCCUUUUCUCCACCUCGCGUGUCGAAACCCUAGGACGAAGCCUUCGCAGAGUACACAGCGUUUCAGCUCUUCUUCUUCGAAUGUGUUUCGCUCUCUGUAAUUCGUCGAAUCGAGGGAUCUGAGAAUCGGAUUGAAAGCGCCGUCAUUUCGAGCGUGGCUGAGGGAGGGAGAGAGGUAGAGAAAUGUACGUGGUGCCUCCGCCGCAGCGCUCCGAUCCGGCGUCGUCUGGAUCGGCCAUGGGUCCCGCCGAUUUGAGGGUUUACCAAGCUUGGAAAGGCAGCAAUAAAUUCUUUCUUCAAGGAAGGUUUAUCUUUGGGCCAGAUGUGAGAUCUCUGGGCUUGACCAUAUUUCUUAUUGUUGCUCCCGUCACGAUUUUCUGCAUCUUUGUUGCCAGAAAACUGAUGGAUGACUUCGGCCAUCACUGGGGGGUAUUGAUAAUGGUUGUUGCUGUCGUGUUCACACUUUAUGUAUUGGUUCUUCUCCUGCUAACCUCUGGAAGAGAUCCUGGUAUAAUUCCCCGCAAUGCUCACCCUCCAGAGCCAGAAGGAUAUGAUGGGAGUAUGGAUGUUGGGGCAGGACAAACUCCUCAGUUGCGCUUGCCCCGAAUCAAGGAAGUAGAGGUCAAUGGAAUGACUGUUAAGAUCAAGUAUUGUGACACUUGUAUGCUUUAUAGGCCUCCUCGCUGCUCCCACUGUUCAAUCUGCAAUAACUGUGUGGAACGAUUUGAUCACCACUGCCCCUGGGUUGGGCAGUGUAUAGGGCUGCGAAAUUAUAGAUUCUUCUUCAUGUUUGUCUUCUCAACGACCCUUCUUUGUAUAUACGUAUUUGCAUUCUGCUGGGUCUACAUCCGGAGGAUUAUGAGCACGGAAGACACCACAAUUUGGAAAGCAAUGAUCAAAACUCCAGCAUCCAUUGUGCUAAUAGUUUAUACUUUCAUAGCAAUGUGGUUUGUAGGUGGGCUUACUGCUUUCCAUUUUUACCUCAUCAGCACGAAUCAGACUACAUAUGAGAAUUUCCGGUAUCGAUAUGAUAGGCGAGCCAACCCCUACAACAAAGGAGUCCUUGAGAACUUCAAGGAGAUAUUCUGCACAAGCUCUCCUCCAUCCAAAAACAAUUUCAGGGCGAAGGUACCGAGGGAAGCCGGGUUCCCUCCUGCUCGAUUAGGCGGUGGAGGUUUUAUGAGUCCAAACAUGGGAAAAGCUGUGGAGGACAUAGAAAUGGGCAGAAAAACAGUAUGGGGUGACUUGGGUGCUGGGGCCGAUCAUUUUGAAGGGCAGCUUAACAACAAUGAUCGGGUGAAUGUAAAGGAAAGUGAUUUAGGUGAAGUAUCCCCGGACAUAAGGACUACCGUCGAUGAAACAGCAGAUCGUGGUGGAAUGCAUCCCAGGCGAUCCAGCUGGGGAAGAAAAAGUGGAAGCUGGGACAUGUCGCCUGAAGUUCUUGCUCUUGCAGCUAGAGUGGGAGAACCAAACCGUGUGGGUGGGAGUACUAGCGGCACUUUUACAACUGAGGGCCGACAAGCAUAACUGAAACACUGAAGACCGUCGGAUGUUACACAUUGGGGAUCUAAUUUUGGAGUGGUUAUAAGGUUAGCCAUCUGUGCACGUUGGGGAUCUAAUUUGGGGGGAAUAUGGAGUGGUUCUAAGGUUAGCCAUCUGUGCUUUGUUCAUUCAACUCUCGCAUUGAUAUUCUGAGCAAUGUGGGAUUAACUCUUUUCUCUGGCUGGAUGUUUGUAAGUUUGGUUUGGCCAUUGUGCUUUUUUAGGAAGGAAAUGGUGUUUGUAUGAGUGAGCUUUUAUUCAGCCUUUGAUUUUUUUAUU
This is a messenger RNA of Morus notabilis, 2043 nucleotides long. Its product is annotated as probable protein S-acyltransferase 7. Bases 407 to 1750 code for a protein of 447 amino acids. The record is from RefSeq and is a predicted model, not a curated record. Gene Ontology annotation, cellular component: endoplasmic reticulum; Golgi apparatus. Gene Ontology annotation, molecular function: protein-cysteine S-palmitoyltransferase activity. The transcript has 5 exons. Gene Ontology annotation, biological process: protein targeting to membrane; peptidyl-L-cysteine S-palmitoylation. Lineage: Eukaryota; Viridiplantae; Streptophyta; Magnoliopsida; Rosales; Moraceae.